Messenger RNA from Lytechinus variegatus (green sea urchin), 4580 nucleotides. RefSeq lists its product as uncharacterized. The transcript has 12 exons. NCBI's taxonomy places the organism in Eukaryota, Metazoa, Echinodermata, Echinoidea, Temnopleuroida, Toxopneustidae. The record is from RefSeq and is a predicted model, not a curated record. Gene Ontology annotation, biological process: vesicle transport along microtubule; Golgi to secretory granule transport. The coding region runs from base 592 to 3552 and encodes 986 amino acids.
AUCGAGACAACACUUGACCUGUCAGGCCUAGUUGUACAAGUUGUGGAAUAAUUUGUGGAUUAUUGUAGUUUUUCUGUGAUUAGAAUCAACCCAUCAUGUUCACUGUCGGAAUACAAGAUUUUAUGAAGCAGAGCCAAUAGGAUCAAAUCAUGUAGGAGGCACAAGUGACCAAGUGAUGUACAUUUGUAGAUAAUUAUGUGUACAUGGCUUAAAAAGAGAUGAUCUAGUGUAAAAGUUCUACAUUGAAAAUCUCAGUCCUGCUAUAGAUCAUUGUACUAGCAUCAUUAUACUCUGCUGUCUGCACCGCAAUUAAUCUCUCUGUAUAAUUCAUUCCAGUAACUUCUUGCCUACACAUCAGAUAUUGGAGUUUAGGAAUAUUAUACCCCACACACAAUUUUAUUAGAAGGCUGAACUUUAGGAAUUGUAAAUUUAAAGAGACUUAUCUAUACUGGAACAGGACCAUGCAUUUUUGGCAUAUCUAGUGGUCCCAUUGAUCUUAUAUAUAAAAAAAAAAUAGUUACCAAUCCUGGAUAGUAUAUUUAGGGCCCAAGAUGUCUACCCUACCUGUUGGCACUUCUCUAUGGAUCCAAGAUGGCAGUAGCGCGUGAACCAAGUCCUCCCAUUGCCAUGCCUCACUCCAUUCAGUCGUACCAGGGCUCUUCGGCCGAUGGCGGAGACAAUGAGUCUGUCAUGAGUGAUCUGUCUUGGGAUGGUACCCCUGAUGAGAAUAUUUUGAGUGGUUCGAGCCGUGCAGCGACAUCGCUUGCCAUUCAUGAAGAAGACGAAGGGGAGCCUGAUCUAAGCUGUAGGUUCCUAGAUGACCCCGAUGGUGACCACACCCUCAUCAUGGAGGAUGAUGUCUACCACCAACUAGCUGAGAUGGAAGAGAAGCUCAAGAUGGCUGGAGAGUUUGGGAAUGCACUCCUGGAGGAGAACCAGGAGCUACGGAUCCUCAAUCAACAAGCUAAGCAGGAGACAAGCGCAAGCAUUGAGGCCCUGGAGCAGGAGAGGCAUGAGCUCCGUAUGAAGCUGGAGACUGCCCACACCGAGAAGGAGAACAUGUCGUACGAUCUCCGCAUGGAGGUGGAGUCUCUGCGGAAGGAGUUAGCCAAUCAGAGUGAGGCUCUCAAGGUUGCCAAUAGCAACAAGCAGGGCAUCAUUGGAGAGCUUCUGGAACAGAAAGAUCAGAACUUGAAACUAGCCAAUCAGCUUCAUGAGAUGACACGUGAACGUAAUAACAUCCAUGAUCGUCUUGAAAUAGUUCAAAAGCAGAAUGAGAGUAUGUCACUCUUUCAUCAUGAAUCAAGUCUUGGGAAAUCAGAGCAACUUAGAAUGGAGGUUGGAGUCUUGAAAGAAGAGAAUGGUUCAUUGAGGGAGAGGAUUGUUGUUGUAUCCAGUGAACACAUGACCAUGAUGUCAAAGGUCGAGGAGGCUAAAGAGAGGAACAUGAUGCUGGAGAAACAGGUUCUUGAACUAGAACAGAGGUUGCAAUUUAGAGAGACGGAGCUUAGAGACUUGAGUCGUCUGCAUGAUGAAACGAUGCAAGAGCUUGGGGCUGCACGUUCACGUGCCAAUACACAUUGCAGUAGCUCCCUCUAUGAUGAGCUGGAGACAGCAGAACUAACAGGCUAUGAGAGCUCGGAAGAAGAUCUGGAAGUCGAUGACAAAGCCGAUGUGAUGAUUUCCAAGUUCCUUGGUAGUCGUGACUUUGGCAGGCAGAUGAGUCUUGCUGAGGAAUUAGCUCAGUCUCUAGGAGAGAUGGAAUCCUCGAGGAUGGGCCAGAACAGAGAGAUGCAGGAGAUGAGCUUAGCUGAUGAAAUGAAUGCAACUGACACUGACAACACUCCCCAGCAUGAGAAAACCUUAGAAGAAUUUGUAGAAAGACUUGAUAGAGAAAGUUUGAAUGAAAGUCAUCAAUUGCAGGAUGAUCAUUCAGAUCAUAAGAAGACUAGCUUAGCUGAUGAGCUGACAGAAGCUGGAUUUGGUGGUGGAGGGCAUCAAGGGGACUUCAUUGGUUCUGGAACACCACAACAGGACGGGGCAAAUUCUUUAGAUGCAGCUCAACAUGCAAAUACUUUGAGCCUUGCUGAUGAGCUGUCACAAGUCUCUUCAUCUAUGCCCGAUGUAAAGUUGGAGUCGUCAAGUACCCUGGUAGGUUUUGGGGGAGAUGUGGAAGUAGGUGGUGAUAAAGAUGAUAAAAUGCAGAGUGGCUUCAUCGUCGGUGGAGAUGAUGAGGAUCAGGAGGAGCAGAUGAUACUUGGGGUGCCCAUGGCAACACAGUGUUUAAACCAAGGACUAAGCUUGGCCGAUGAGUUGGCUGGCAUGGGAUACCAACAGAGUUACAACGAAGAUGAGGCAGAGGGAGUGGAGGAGGAGGAAUGCGGUGAUGCUGAAGGAUGCGAUGUGUUUGGAAGAAGUGAAAGAGGAGCUGAGAUGGUUGCAAGCAGAGUCAGAGAAGGAGGCGGCACAGAUUUCCUCACUCCUGAGCCUAAAGGCCAAACAACUGUAGGAACAGGGGAUGGAGGAAGAACUCUAGGAAGAGGAGGGAGUAAAGGAGCAGUAGGUGAAGCAGCAGAGGAUGAUGAUGAUGCAGACAUUACCAGUUUGGAGACUCCUAAAGCAUCUCCUAGCAGGAGUCCAAAGCCAGGAGACUUGCACAUGAAAUACAGACAGAUUGAGGAUGUUCUUCACUGGGUUCAUGUGACACUCACCCACAUCAUCCUAGAGCUGCACUCUUUAGUCCGGUUACCCCUCACUGAUCUUGGUAUCAUGCAUGCAUCCAGUGUCCUUCACUCUGUACACCCGUCCACCACCACUCACCGUUACCCUGCAUCCUCAACCCCCUGGUCUACUGCAUCUAACACAGGGGUUCACUUAGAUGAUGAUGACGAGGAGGAGGAUGAUAAUGGGGACUUGGAUGAAGGUCGGAGGUCAGAGUUGAUAGGUGACAAGGUCAAAUCUCAGUUGAGUGUCUUGAGGAGUAUGCUCAGCAUCGUGGUGAAUGGAUCACCAAAGAUGCUUAAUGGAGCCUAUAGAGGGCGCCAGGAGGACCAGGAGCGUAUUGCUCAGCUCGAGGGGCAUGCAGAGGCCUUGGAGAGGGAGCUGAAGGAUACUAGACUCCAGGUGGAUCUCCUGGAGGCGGAGAUAGAGAGAUUGGACAAGGUGCUACUUAGGAAGGAUGAACAGAUUGAUAGACUACAUCAAGGAAGAAAGAGAAUUGAAGACUGUGUGAUAGAGAUUGAGGAGGAAGAGGAGAGAGCAAGGAGGAUGGAUUCUAGAAGCAAUGUCACAACAAGGUUUCAAUCAAACAUGGAUAAUAGAAGAAUCCACCGGUCAUCAUCAGAGAUGCAGAGCAUACAUGUGGAUGUGGAUAGUCAUCAAUACAGGAAUGAACCAAUGCAUGAUGAUAGAUGGCAGCAGACAGGGCAAGAUGGAUGUAGCAGUCAGUUAAUGAGCAUUCCUCCUCCAUCUGAUCAGCUGUCAUCAAGCUUCUCAUCUCGGAGUCGGUCUGCUCCCGAGUUUGGACCCAAGACUACAUUUUCCUGGAGAUGAUCUACUGCCCCCUAUUGCUAGACGUAGAGGAUGAUUUCAAGUAUCCAGCCACAGUGCCACAUAUGGCCUUGAUGAUUACGCAUGCCAUGUUGUCUACUAUUAAUACAAUCAGUGAUAAACUCAAAUAUAUUUCUCACACACACAGAAAUCAUGUGAUGUUGCUUUAAAUCGUGGAGUGAAAAUAUGAAAUUACAAUUUGUCUCAUAGCUGUGUAUUGUACGAUAAUGUCAUAAUUCAGGUAGGAAACUCAAAUUUGCUUUAGCCUUAUUACACACAUUCCACAUUUUUUCUUUAUAUAUUUACCUGGUGGCACUUGAUUUCAAUUCUUAAUAUCAAUUAAAUCAUUGGAAUCAAACCUCACUAAGUGUGUGAUAAUCAUGUAAAUUUCUAUGCUAUUAUAUGUGAGGAUAUGACCAAAGUAGAUUACUCCAAAACCUUUUCUUGCCAAAGUGUACAACUUUAAUCCCCAAGAACUUUAUAAUCAAACUGAGUCAAGCCAAUAGAUAUUUAAGAUUGAUUCAAAAGAGCUUUAAGUGUGGAAAGCUAGAAAAGCCAGAAUUCCUGAUCGAGAAAACAUACAUACUUUCUUAAUAUAAUAAAAUGAAAUCAUAAUAGUACAUCAUAUUUCAGAAGCACUAUGAUCAAACAUAUAUUUUCUAAAAGGCAAAUUUCAGCAACGCUGGCUUUCAUAUUUAAUAUUGAUUGAAAUCUCUUUCAUUCAAAGACAGACCUAUAAAGAAAAAUACAGGGGAUCAUGAAUUAUGGGACUCCCAUCUCUCCCAUUACCAAAAUAUGACAUGGCCAUUUUCACCCCACUGGAUGACAUAUCUCAUCCAUCAACAAAUCAAUAGGUAAAUGUAAAACUGAUCAAAUGAAGUGACAGAUCCAGCUGGAUUAACCCACUAUAUUGUGCACAAACAGAUGGGCCAACAAAAUUGGAUCACAUCUUACCUGGCCAGAUCUGCCACUUAAGUGUUUAAGAGUGAACAUGUCAGUUUUUUCUGAAGUCACAACAAAAUAUCUCAAUU